AGGAAGAAAUAAGGUGCGCAGUUCGUUAUCAUUUGGACAUACAUCCGUAACGAUAUCUAAAAACAGGAAAAUUGUUUCUUAAUAUUGGUUUUGGAAUUAAAUAACAAAGUUGUUGAACCUUCAUUUAAUCCAUCUGGAUUCACAAGAUAAGCAAAAUAGCAAAAGUUCAAGAAAUCUGAUUGUAUAUAAAGGUAAUUAGAACAACGAAAGGUUCAUUCAGUACACAGACAGCAUUAAAGCAACAGCACAAAAGGAUAGGAAACUGCAAACUGCUCUCAUCAACAUCCCACAGGAUAAAGAUUCAGGAAAACUGUCUUAGAUCAAAAUGUAUCUUGCAAUUGCUAUACAACUCAGCAUUAUCUGUAUCAUCCAAGCAGCUGCUCAAGGUGAUACCCAAGUUUGUAGUGGCUGUUGUACUGCUCCUGCAGGGAUUCCUGGAAUUCCAGGCAGCCAUGGUAAUCCUGGUGGUCCUGGUCCAAUAGGCAUGAAAGGACAUGUUGGGGAAAAAGGAGAGAAGGGAAACCAAGGAUCAGAUGGAAGAGAUGGGCUUCCAGGUAAAAUAGGACCAAUCGGUUUACCAGGUGCUACUGGUGAGAAAGGAGGAAAAGGAGAGAAAGGUGAACAAGCUACCACAAACAGCCAGCCCAAAUCUGCCUUCUCAGUUGGAUAUAAUGUAAACCCAGGCCGCCAUCCAGUUAGUCCUAUGAAAUACCCGUUAGUAAUUACCAACUUUGGGAAUAACUACAAUAAAGAAACAGGCAAGUUUGUCUGUCGACAUCCAGGCAUCUAUGUCUUUCAGUUUACAUCAGGCUCAGAUAGCAGUAAUACCAACAUGAUAACAAGCAUCAAGAAGAAUGGGCAACACAUUGUCUCAGCAUAUGAGUUUGGUUCAGGCCACAAAUCAGCCAGCAACAUGGUAGUUCUUGAUUUAGUAGCAAAUGAUGAAGUGUGGACUGAGCCGUUCGGUACCAGCUAUAACUACUACUUCAGUAAUUCCAACAUAUACUGUUCUUUUUCAGGCUUCCUGCUUUAUGCAUCUGCAUAA
This is a messenger RNA of Anneissia japonica, 1045 nucleotides long. RefSeq names its product complement C1q tumor necrosis factor-related protein 7-like. NCBI's taxonomy places the organism in Eukaryota, Metazoa, Echinodermata, Crinoidea, Comatulida, Comatulidae. Gene Ontology annotation, molecular function: protein binding. The coding region runs from base 326 to 1045 and encodes 239 amino acids. The transcript is spliced from 3 exons. The record is from RefSeq and is a predicted model, not a curated record.